Messenger RNA from Ostrea edulis (European flat oyster), 731 nucleotides. RefSeq lists its product as uncharacterized. The record is from RefSeq and is a predicted model, not a curated record. The transcript is spliced from 3 exons. Bases 90 to 599 code for a protein of 169 amino acids. Lineage: Eukaryota; Metazoa; Mollusca; Bivalvia; Ostreida; Ostreidae.
UAUUCUCGUAUACACAUUGUUGUAGUGUAGAGUUCACUGACAGGAAUAACAUCACACUUUCUAAAGGAAGAACAUACGUAUAUACAACAAUGACCGACGCGAGGCUGACCUUGGUUGUGUUGGUGAUUCUCCAGAUAUUAAAUAUCAGCGAGGAGAAAAAUAACGUCAGAGUGGUAAUUGAAAAGAUGAGUUUCCUUGUAUCUGUCGACCAUGACUGGUUUUCUGGAUGUCCAGCCACUAUUAGGACACCAAUGCUGGUCCCUGCUACUCCACUGAAUGAAACAAAGAAUAUAAAUAUCUCCCAAUGUGACCAUGGUAAAUUGACGUAUAAUGUACGGUACCCAAGAUAUCCACCAGAUCCGAAAGUGGCCUCGGUUGUAGAUAUCUCCUUCUCGUCUGCUUACGUCGACAAUCCUCCGACCUGUAGCAUUCCUUGGAAUGUUUCCUAUCGAUUUCCAACUGGACAAAGCUACUCCUUUCUACCAGGCUGCUUUACUAAAGUUGUUCAGCCAGCAUUUGAUGUAUACUCGGAACACUCAUAUUAUUUUAAGAUCUACGAAUGGAAGGGACAUUUCGAGACAAUCAGUGAGCAUGCUUAAAGCAAACUCCUGAUACUUUCUCUUUUCUUCCCACCAUAACCUUUUUUUACCUAAAAUGUAAACAUUAUACAUGGCUUGUACAGUAUACAGUAUUUUGUAGAUAUAGAAUAUAUUUAUAUCAAGUAUUCAAAA